AUGCCGAGGGCAGCCGUCGGCAUAGCCUUGGCCCUCGGACCAGGCCCACGCCGGGUUAAGUGGUCGAGCCGAACCACGCCCACGCACGCGAGCCCAAUCCCCUCCACCCCAUCCGCCCGGCAGCCUCCCCGCGUCGCCACCUGCCCUGCCGCCGCCGCGCUGCCCCGGCCUCCCCGCCGCGCGCUGCCCCAGGCCGCCACCCGCGCCAUCCACCCUCUCCUCCUUCCCCCACCCCUCGCCCGAGCCUCCUCCCCCACCCGCGCCGCCCCUGCCUCCCCGCAGCAGCCGCCCCCUGCCUCCCUCCCCCCCCCCGCAGCAGCCUACCCCACUCGCCGCUCGCCAUUCGCCGCCCCGCAGCAGCCACCAUCUGCCUCCUCCCCCACCCGCGCCGCCCCCUGCGUCUCGGGAGACUGA
Lolium perenne is the source of this 414-nucleotide messenger RNA. The record is from RefSeq and is a predicted model, not a curated record. NCBI's taxonomy places the organism in Eukaryota, Viridiplantae, Streptophyta, Magnoliopsida, Poales, Poaceae.